Messenger RNA from Baudoinia panamericana UAMH 10762, 1124 nucleotides. RefSeq lists its product as uncharacterized. The record is from RefSeq and is a predicted model, not a curated record. Bases 257 to 1021 code for a protein of 254 amino acids. Gene Ontology annotation, molecular function: oxidoreductase activity. The transcript has 2 exons. Lineage: Eukaryota; Fungi; Ascomycota; Dothideomycetes; Mycosphaerellales; Teratosphaeriaceae.
AACGUGCUGAGUUCGUACUGUACUCAUGGACAGCAACCCAUCGCGUCCACCAACCUGGCUUGUGAUUCCAAAAGUCAAUGGCAUAGCAUGGUCAAUAUACCAACAACCUCAUUACUCCUGGAGGACCUGCCGAGGUCACAAGCAGCACCAGGAGCACGAAGGAUGAAGCCCUAACGUGCAGGUAAGACGUUCUCAUGUUGUCUUCUCCUCUGUAUACAGGUUUCUCCAUUUUUCACAAUACACUCUUCACCGCCCAAUGUCUAUCUCCGUCCGAAGCGGGCCCCUAGCCCCAGGCAUCGCCUUUAUCACAGGCGGUGCCCGCGGCAUCGGCAACGCGGUGGCCGUCUCCUUCGCCAAAGAAGGCGCCAAAGGCAUAGCUUUGGUUGACACCCUCUCCGACUCCGCUCUUGCGGAGGGCAAAGCAGCCGUAGAAGCGUACGGAACCAAAUGCAUCACCAUCCACGCCGACGUGACAGACGAAACUCAAGUCUCACAAGCCGUGGCCGGGACCGUACAAGUCUUUGGACGGAUAGACUACGCAGCCAAUUUCGCCGGGAUAGCCGGACCAUUGGAUGCAACCGUCGAUACGGAGACGGAGAAGUGGAAACGCGUUAUCAACAUCAACUGCACCGAGGGUCGCGUCCCACAAUUACGAAGUAUCGUCAACUGCGCUUCAGUCAACAGCACCCAAGCCGGAGCCGGAUUAUCCGGCUACACCGCGGCCAAACACGCAGUACUAGGUAUCACCAAGACCGGCGCGCUUGAGGCACGGGAAUAUCAUAUUCGUGUGAACUGUGGCUUUCUGCGGACGCAGAUCCUGGAGACGAAGGAGUCGAGGGAGGAUGGGCUCGGGGGUGAUUCGGCGGAGAGUUUGUGGGGCCAAUUUGAGGCGAGGCAGGGUCGGAGGGCGAUGGUGGAGGAGAUUGGGGAUGUGGUGCUGUUGUUGAGUACGCCGCGGAUGAGUUUGGUGAAUGGGCAUAAUCUGGUUGUUGAUAACGGGUUUACCAUCUGUGAGACUUGACUUUACCGAGGGUGGCUGAAAGGGGCAGUAGUUGCAACGAUCAACAGCCUCAGAUAGCGUAGGAGGUAGCGAUGCACCUGUACUUGGAGAAGUUAUUGCGGGA